CCGUGAGCUUCUCUGAUACUACUAAUACACCCCCUCUCUUCGCCAUUUUUCUGUUUCCCCUUCGUUUCCGACAGGCUAAGGUCUGCCUAAUGUUGCUCCGACACAAUAUCUCCCGGUUAUCAACACCGUCGAGCUGGAUCUCGCGGGUUUCACCAGCAACCAUGCCUCUCCGCGCCAAAGUGACAAACCCAGCUUUCAAAGCUGCCACAAUGUCGACUUCAACGAACCUUCCCAAAGAGUUGCCCGGCGAUGAGCCCGAUGAUGUUUUGUUCAACUCUUUGUACGGAGUGCGCUUGGUCGAGCUUAACCGCCCUAAGAAGCUCAAUUCCCUCAACGGUUCAAUGGCUCGGAAGAUCCUCCCUCGGCUGAAGGAGUGGGAAAAGUCCCAGCUGGCAAAUGUUGUCAUGGUUGCUGGCGCAGGCUCAAAGGCUCUCUGCGCUGGCGGAGACGUUGCUGCACUUGCUCUGCAGAAUGAACAAGGCCCCGAGGGACAGCAGAAAUCAACCGACUUCUUCGGUCUGGAAUACCAGCUCGAUCACACCAUCGCAACCUACUCUAAGCCCUUCAUCUCCGUCAUGGACGGUAUCACCAUGGGAGGUGGUGUCGGUCUCAGUGUUCACGCCCCCUUCCGUAUCGCAACUGAACGCACUGUCUUCGCCAUGCCCGAGACCACCAUCGGAUUCUUCCCGGAUGUUGGCGGCUCUUUCUUCCUGCCCCGUCUUGACGGCGAAAUCGGAACCUACCUCGCCCUCACUUCGGAGCGUCUGACCGGCGUCCAGGCUCUCUAUGCCGGUAUUGCCACACACUACUUCCACUCCAGCGUGCUGAGCAACCUCACCAACCGUCUGGCCGAGCUGGUCUUCCAGGAUCAGGCUACUGUCAAAGAACGUAUGGACUUGGUGAACAACACUAUGGCUGAAUUCUCCACCGGUCUCCCGUCGCUGGCGGAGGAGCCAAUGCUUCUUGCUGGUGGCCUGCGCAGCGCCAUUGACCGAUGCUUCAAGUACAACACCGUGGAAGAAAUCUUCCAGGCGCUGGAGAAGGAAACAGAGCAGAAGGAAUGGGCGCAAAAGACCCUGGAGACUCUAUCCAUUCGCUCCCCCACCUCGCUCAGGGUCACCCUGCGCCAGAUGCGUCUGGGUAAGAAGUGGUCCAUCUCCGAGACCUUCCAGCGUGAACAUCAUAUCGCCGGCAAGUUCAUGAAGCAUCCAGAUUUCGUUGAGGGUGUCAAGGCCCGUCUCAUGUCGAAGCCUCCCCGCCAGGCCUCCUGGCAGCCCGCUACCCUCCAGGAAGUCUCCCAGGCGGAUGUGGAUGCUUUCUUUGAGAUCCCCAAGGAGGAGUCUCGCCUGCCACUCCUCAGUGAGACCACUUACAGUGAAUAUCCUCACGCCCACUAUGGCCUUCCCACAGAGAACGACAUUGCCAAGUUUGUGCGCGAUAACACAGAGACCCAGCAGCAGACGGUCAACGACUUUGUUCAGAAAUGGGGCAACAAGGAGGGUGUCCGGGAGAAGGUUGCGGAGGUGUUGGCCAGACGGACUGUUCAGACUCCCGAGGGUCUGCGCUGGGAAUAGAUAACGGAAGAAAAGUAGUAAACGGCGAUUUUUCAAUUCCUCUGUACUUUUGAUUGUCAGGUUUUUACAAUGGGUAUAAUUUUAUUGAUAUGUAUUUCAUAAAUCUACAGGAGCUAGACGGUAC
Messenger RNA from Aspergillus pseudotamarii, 1698 nucleotides. Its product is annotated as mitochondrial 37S ribosomal protein mS47. NCBI's taxonomy places the organism in Eukaryota, Fungi, Ascomycota, Eurotiomycetes, Eurotiales, Aspergillaceae. The coding region runs from base 90 to 1574 and encodes 494 amino acids. Gene Ontology annotation, biological process: L-valine catabolic process. The record is from RefSeq and is a predicted model, not a curated record. Gene Ontology annotation, molecular function: 3-hydroxyisobutyryl-CoA hydrolase activity. The transcript is spliced from 3 exons. Gene Ontology annotation, cellular component: mitochondrion.